This is a messenger RNA of Culex pipiens pallens (northern house mosquito), 6689 nucleotides long. RefSeq lists its product as uncharacterized. Lineage: Eukaryota; Metazoa; Arthropoda; Insecta; Diptera; Culicidae. Bases 3883 to 4905 code for a protein of 340 amino acids. Gene Ontology annotation, molecular function: nucleic acid binding; RNA-DNA hybrid ribonuclease activity. The record is from RefSeq and is a predicted model, not a curated record. The transcript has a single exon. Gene Ontology annotation, biological process: DNA replication, removal of RNA primer.
UCCCCCCGGUAGAACCUUCCCUCAGGGCCAUGGCCACUCCGAGUGUGGCCAAUCCUGUCAAAAUGGCCAUUUUCAUCACCAGUAUCAAAAACCAUGAAUUUUGAUACCCAUAUUGCCCAAAGUCGUAUGGUUCGAUAAAUGUCCCCUCGGUAGAACCUUCCCUCAGGGCCAUGGCCACUCCGGGUGUGGCCAAUCCUGUCAAAAUGGCCAUUUUCAUCACCAGUAUCAAAAACCAUGAAUUUUGAUACCCAUAUUGCCCCAAGACCGGGUCCGGUGGUAGCCUCUAAACCCCAGUAUGGCCUGGGUUCAAUCCCAGACGGACCCGGUGGCAUUUUUCGAGACGAGAUUUGCCUGACCACGCCUUCUAUCGGAUGGGGAAGUAAAACGUCGGUCCAUUAGCGUAAAAGAGGUUUUGAAUGACUCACCACACAUAACCUUCGGACGCCUAGAAAUGAGCAGAAACUUGCAACAGAGACCACAAAAGACCCGGGGGUCGUUAAAGUGGAUUACUUUGCUUUGCUUUGCCCCAAGUCGUAUGGUUCGAUAAAUGUCCCCUCGGUAGAACCUUCCCUCAGGGCCAUGGCCACUCCGGGUGUGGCCAAUCCUGUCAAAAUGGCCAUUUUCAUCACCAGUAUCAAAAAUCAUGAAUUUUGAUACCCAUAUUGUCCCAAGUCGUAUGAUUCGAUAAAUGUCCCCCCGGUAGAACCUUCCCUCAGUGCCAUGGCCACUCCGAGUGUGGCUAAUCCUGUCAAAAUUGCCAUUUUAAUCACCGGUAUGAAAAAUCAUGAAUUUUGAUACCCAUAUUGCCCCAAGUCGUAUGGUUCGAUAAAUGUCCCCUCGGUAGAACCUUCCCUCAGGGCCAUGGCAACUCCGCGUGUGGCCAAUCCUGUCAAAAUGGCCAUUUUCAUCACCAGUAUAAAAAACCUUGAAUUUUGAUACCCAUAUUGCCCCAAGUCGUAUGGUUCGAUAAAUGUCCCCCCGGUAGAACCUUCCCUCAGGGCCAUGGCCACUCUGGGUGUGGCCAAUCCUGUCAAAAUGGCCUUUUUCAUCACCAGUAUCAAAAACCAUGAAUUUUGAUACCCAUAUUGCCCCAAAGUCGUAUGGUUCGAUAAAUGUCCCCCCGGUAGAACCUUUCCUCAGGGCCAUGGCCACUCCGGGUGUGGCCAAUCCUGUCAAAAUGGCCAUUUUCAUCACCAGUAUCAAAAACCAUGAAUUUUGAUACCCAUAUUGCCCAAAGUCGUAUGGUUCGAUAAAAUGUCUCCCGGUAGAACCUUCCCUCAGGGCCAUGGCCACUCCGGGUGUGGCCAAUAUCCUACCAGUUUGGUCCCAACCCCGUUACCUUGAAUCAUUCUGGUUUCCGAGUGACCGUUCUAACAAAGUUCUUUAGAACAGAAUUCCUCCCAAGAUGGUGCACAACCUGUGUAUUUCAAUGUGUGUAUGUGUGUGUGAGCAAUAAAAUUACCACCGUCGAUCCGUCUCUGACGGAUUUUCGGUCAAAACUAACUGUUCAGAGGCUAUCUGUUAGCUUAUAUAGCUCGCAUGAAAUGUGGCAACAUGGUGCAAAUUUUGCCUCGUCUCCUGCUUUCUUGGAACUGUCACGCGAGAAUGUUGCACCAUUGUUGCCACACUUCAUUCGUUGCUGACCCCUUCCGCAGUACCAAGCAUGCAACAUUUUCGUAACGCGCGACAUUUUUCGUUUUUCUGGAUUGACACCUCACCAGAAUAGAGCCCUUAGGACAAAGUUCUUUGUCAAAAAUCGUCAAACCACCAAACGAAAACACCAGAUGAACACGUCUAAAAAGGGUGGUGUAACGAAGAAAUGAGUGGUUUAAAAGCCAUUCAAGUGAAUCUCCACCAUGCUAAAGGAGCAUCUGGAAUCCUCAGCAGGAGAUUCAUUAAGGAAAAGAUUGACAUUGGAUUAAUUCAAGAGCCAUGGUCAAAUAAUGGAAAGGUAUUAGGAUGCCCCACCAACUCAGGCAAACUUUUGUACGACAGCAAGCACUGCCACCCAAGGACAGCAAUUUUGGAAAGUAAGGAUAUUAAGUUUGUCCCCAUUACUGAAUUUAUUACAAAAGAUUUAGAUGCAAUCAGAGUAGAAGUUCCAACUAUUAAUGGCAAAACAGAGGUAAUCAUUGCUUCAGCGUACUUCCCGGGUGAUACAGAGGAAGUACCAACGCCCGAAGUUGCUGCACUUGUCGACUAUUGCAAGAAACUUAACAAGCAAUUCUUAAUCGGGUGCGACGCAAAUGCCCAUCACACAAUUUGGGGUAGCACCAUCCGCGCGAUCCGCGCCGUCCGUAACAACCCUGCACUUCUCAUCAUUUUGUUGGCACACACAGUGACACACACGAGAAUCCCUCAAACGCUUAAUGAAUAUCGCCAAAAUUAACUUUUCACUUUCGCUUACUUUUUCACGGCGCUUAAGAUAUGAAAUUGCUUCCAACUACCGGCAACAUGUUCUUUUGAUCAUUAGUAAGGCACUCACUUGAAGAAUAAUCCCGAAAAAUGUAAUAAAUUAGCAAGCGCCAUCAAAAAAACAAACGCGCCAAGUCGUUUGACGUUUAAAUUUUCACUUUGCAUUCUAAUCGAAGGCUGAAGAAAACCGAGCGAGAGACGAAGGCAAAAAAGAACAAAGGCUGGCCGUCAACACCACCAGCAGCACAGCCAGCGAUGCCAGGAAACUUUCCCUAUAAAUGCCACUUUUCGUGAGUGUUCGUUUGAACUGUCAGCGCAAAUGGCAACACUCGACAGAGUGUUGGAAGAAAAAAGAACUAAGCCGAUAUUAGAAAAAUGGGCGUGGCCCAAUGCAUUCGCCUCGAUUAGAAUACCCUUGGGAAUUUUUUUUUGUUAAAUGCUUGGUAAAGAAAUAGAAUAACUUUUAGUGAAAGUGAAAAUAAACAGAAAUGUUCACAAAAACUUGCUCUACUCGUUGGUGUACUUGGUUUUAGUAAAAUUCAAGGGAGACUCUAGAUUAUCCAGCAUCAUUCAAACACGACCGCUUAUUAGGAUUAAAAUGGGUAGAUUUCCCCUAUAUCAUUAAUUGGAUAGAAGCAAUGCUAACGGAUCGCGAAAUUUCUGCAGACUUUGGAGGAACAAGACGGACUAUCAAAUCAAAAAAGGGUGCCCUCAGGGGGGAGUGCUAUCACCUUUACUAUGGUGUCUGAUAGUCGAUGUACUUCUUCGAAAGCUUGCAGGAAUGGGAUUCGAAGUCAUAGGGUAUGCUGAUGAUGUGUCCAUUUUGAUACGAGGAAAGUACGAGAGUACUCUAAGUUGUCGAAUGCAAACUGCACUGAAUUAUACACUGCGAUGGUGUAAGCAAGAAGGGCUUAAUGUAAAUCCCUCCAAAACGGUCAUCAUUCCCUUUACCAAGAAGAGAACAAUGGAAAAGCCUGUACUUGAGUGGAGUAAAAAUCGACUUCUCAUCUGAAGUAAAAUACCUAGGUGUUACUUUGGAUAAGAAACUCAAUUGGAACACACACCUUGAACAGGCAAUAAGGAAAGGCACUAAUGCCUUAUGGACAUGUAGUCGUGCCUUCGGGAAGAAAUGGGAUUUAAACCCUAAAAUGAUUAAAUGGAUCUACACGGCUAUUGUGAGACCAAGAAUUAGCUAUGCCUCUUUGAUUUGGUGGCCUAAAACAAAGGAACUAACAGCUCAAAAAAGGAUAGGUAAACUUCAGAGACUUGCAUGUCUAGCAAUUACAGGGGCAAUGAAGAGCACCUCCUCGGAUGCUUUAAAUGCCCUACUAAACCUGCUACCUUUACAUCAGUUUGUUCAACUUCAGGCAGAGCAAAGUGCCUUAAAACUGAAUAAGAGUCUGAAUGUCCUAGAUGGUGAACUAAGACUUCAAUUUGGAUUUGAAGGAACAAACAAUCGAAGACUGGAUGCCGAUCACAACAAACUUUGACAUUCCCUUUAAAGUGGUUAAAACAAGCCGCAUAACAUGGGAAUCUGGUGGUCCUUCCAUCCGGUCCGGUUCCAUUGUAUUUUACACGGACGGCUCAAAAAUGGACCAAAACACAGGUGCGGGAGUGGUUGGUCCUGGAACGAGAAUUUCAAUCCCAACGGGAAAAUCGCCAACGGAUUUUCAAGCCGAAAUCUAUGCCAUCUUAGAAUGUGCAAGAACUUGUCUUAGAAGAGGGUAUCGAUACUCAAAUAUCUGCAUCUUCUCUGAUAGUCAAGCAGCUUUGAAUGCAUUAAAAUCGUUCAACUGCUCUUCCAAGCUAGUCUGGGAAUGCAUUCUCUCUCUUAGACAGGUAGCCUCAAGGAACGCAGUCAAUCUAUACUGGGUACCUGGGCAUUGUGGGAUCGAGGGAAAUGAGAUUGCUGACAGAUUGGCCAGAGCAGGUUCUGAAAAUGCCUUUUGUGGUCCAGAACCGUUCUGUGGAGUACCAUCAGACUGCGUAAUUCAAUUAAAACUAAAAAGAUGGGAAUCUGAUAUGGUAACUAAUAACUGGAAUGCCACAAUUGAUUCCAGACAAGCAAAACGUUUUAUUACACCUGAUGUAAAGUCCGCGAAGGCGUCAUUAAAACUUAGCAAAAAAAACUUAAGGGUAUAUUCUGGCUUAAUGACAGGUCAUUGCCCUUGCAGAUAUUAUUUAAAAAAGCUUAAGAAGGUUGAAACUUCUAUGUGUCGUUUUUGUCAACAUGAAAACGAAACUGCAGAACAUAUAUUAUGUGAUUGCAUAAUGCUUGUUAAUCAUCGACUUUCUGUAUUCAAUCAAAGGCUGAUUAAGCCUACCGACAUAUGGAAAUCUCAUCCCAAAAUGGUUAUAUAUUUUAUUAAUCGAGUAGAGCUAACUGGGAUAACAUGCAAAGGCAGCCACCGCCCCCCACAUCUCAAUUGUGAUGGACGAGCUGUGCUGCAAAUAAUAUACUGGGCCACACCACAAUAUACCUAUAAUUAGGUCGCAGUGGUACAAGGCUCUACAAAAAAAAAGUUCUUUGUCAUACUGGUCAUGUGUAACAUAACCACCUGCACCUUUUUUGAAAACUUUUUCUUACUCUUGUCUAUUCCAUAAUUUUAAGUAAUAAUGUUUUCGAUUGAAUUACGAUGUAAAACACAGCUGAAAGGAACACCAAAACUCUGUUAUGUACCAAAAUGAACUCAUUGUAACUUGAUUAUUCACAAAUAAAACCAGAUUGAAUUGAAUUGAAACACACAAAGAAAAAAUACUCUAAAUUUAAAAAGAUCGUUCGUUGGAUUAAAAGUUCGCGUUGGUGAAUAUUCGUAGAAAGAUCAAACUUUUUAAUUUAAAAAUUAGAAAGUUUUUGAUACUACCAAGCACUUCUGGAACGAAAUCGUUGUAUCGGUAAAAGUUUUUUACUUUUAUUAUAAGAAGAAACUUUUUAUAGCAACAAUAAAUAACAUUUAACAUUACAGUGAUGAUUUUAAAAAAAUGUGAUGGAUUUUAUUUCUAUUUUUAUUUUAAUAUUAAAAAUGCUGCUUAUGCAGCUUAAUAUCGCGGCCUACAUUUUGGAGCGCGACAGCGAUGUAGAGAACAGGGUGGUCUCGUUGCCGGCCAUCAUCAGGACAGGCUUGGAGGAGUUGGCCAUUGGGUGUUAAUUCGAGAAGGUAAGUCGGGAAGGUAAGUCGACGUUCCCGAUCACAUCGUCCUCCUUCGAGAAUGGCACAGAUGUUGCCAGUUCAUCCGGCCGAAGCUGCGCCGUCGCGAGUUGAGAGUUUGCGGGCGGGAGUUGCUGAAAGAGUUUGAAAGUAAAUUAAAUUGGCUAGACACUGAACACGUUCUCAAUACUCACCGGUGACUUCUUCGGUAUUCCAGGUAGAUGUUCUUGAUCAGGUUCGUCUGAUAUCGCUCCAACCUUUGGAAGUAAUCCGGUACGACAGCUUCAGGACCUGCGGCUUUCGUACAGAUGGUUCUUCCAGAACUGGUGCAAACUGUUCUUCCGGAUGUUUAUGUAAUACUCGUCAAACAUGUCCCGCACCGAGAAAUGGACUGCGGACCCUCAGGACAUCCCACACUGUCCCGUCAUCACUUCCGGCACAUAAUGCUGCUGAUGGUCGUAAACCGCCGGCACCGAGUGCAACAUCCGCGCUGACCACCUCCGAUCGCUUCUCGUCGUUUCCCUCUUCCGUCGGAUCCUUCUCCUCACCGUUAAAAUUAACUUUAUCGAAUACAACCGGUGCCAAUUCACAUCCGCAUAAACGGCGUCCUACAAAAUCAAACAAAAUCAAACACAAACGCCACCCAAGCUUCCUUCUUACCCAUUUCGGUCGUGAAACAGCUGCAGAUCCGGCAGGAAGCUGGCCUCAUCCUUUUGAAAACCAACUUUCCCCUAAUCCCCUAACCUUGUUCCGCACCAUCCUCCUUCGAAGGUAUUCGCGUCCAAGUCCUGGCUGCGGACGCGUUCUGUUUUGAUUGACGUCGUGGACCACCACUCACUAACCACCGGAAUCACCUAAACGUUUGUUUACAUUUUGGACUUAGACGUACACGGUUUCACGAGAACGACAAAAUGAAAGAAAUUAUACAGUCGAAUUAAAAGUUAAAACUUUUAAAUAAGUUAGCAAUGAGAUUUUCAAAAACUGUAGCAGUAAAAGUUUUCAUUUUCAAAACAAGAAAAAAACUUUUAAUGUAGCAAUUUUUAGCCACUUAUUGAUUCAAAAGUAAGUUACUUUUGUCAUUACCAUAAUAUUUUUUUGUGUGAAUUAAAAAUCUUAUUUAAAACA